Diospyros lotus (date-plum) is the source of this 1744-nucleotide messenger RNA. RefSeq lists its product as uncharacterized. The record is from RefSeq and is a predicted model, not a curated record. NCBI's taxonomy places the organism in Eukaryota, Viridiplantae, Streptophyta, Magnoliopsida, Ericales, Ebenaceae. The transcript has 7 exons. The coding region runs from base 192 to 1613 and encodes 473 amino acids.
AAGGGUCUGACACAGAACAUAAAACCAAGGCACCAGAAUCUGUACUAGAGAGAGAGAGAGAGAGAGAGAGAGAGCUUGGGUAAUUGGGGCAGACGAGGAGUUUGUUUUUAGCAGUGUCUUUUUAGACUGGAAAUGGUGAGGUAGUGAAAUGGUUGUCUGAGUUUGAAUGGUUUGUUCUGUUUUGUAUUUGUAUGGAUUUGUUGAGAGAUGCAGUGCUCCCAUGGACAAAAACCAGGAAUAAAACAUCUUGUUGUGUUGCUCAUCACAGUAGAAGAGGACAACCCCAAUACUUACAAACACAAACCAUACAAACAAAAAUGGCUUCUUCUUCUUCUUCUUCUUCUUCUUCUUCUACAUCUUAUCAAAUCCCUCCAAUCAUUUCCGCGUUUGUUGCUUUCCUUCUCCUCGUUUCUUCUCUUACCCCUGCCUUGUCGCUUCGCAUUGUGUCGGAUUCCGGCCACCGCCAACCGGCCAACCACACUUUCCGGCCACACAAGGAGUUGCUUAAGUUGAAGAGAGUAAGAGCUUUUCUAAGGAAGAUCAACAAGCCUGCAGUCAAGACAAUUCAGAGUCCUGAUGGAGAUGUUAUAGAUUGUGUUUUAUCUCACCUUCAGCCAGCUUUUGAUCAUCCUCAGCUGAAAGGACAGAAGCAAGUGGAAGCACCAGAGAGGCCAAAAGGCAACGGCUCCACAGAUGCACCGGCAGUGAGCUUUCAGUUGUGGACAGAUUCCGGCGAAUCGUGCCCAGAAGGAACAAUUCCAGUCAGAAGAACUACAGAAGCAGAUGUUCUACGAGCCAACUCUGUCCGAAGAUUUGGAAGAAAAUUACGGAGAGGUGUAAGGCAUGACACCAUGAGCAGUGACCAUGAGCAUGCAGUUGCAUUUGUGAAUGGAGAUCAGUACUAUGGGGCAAAAGCCAACAUAAAUGUAUGGGCACCAAGGGUGACCGACCAGUUUGAAUUCAGCCUGUCACAAUUAUGGGUUAUCUCUGGCUCCUUUGGCAACGAUCUCAACACCAUCGAAGCCGGUUGGCAGGUUAGCCCAGAAUUAUACGGGGACAGCUACCCCAGGUUCUUCACUUAUUGGACAACUGAUGCAUACCAAGCCACUGGAUGCUACAACUUACUGUGCUCGGGAUUCGUCCAAACCAACAAUAAGAUUGCUAUCGGAGCAGCCAUUUCUCCAAGGUCUUCUUACAAUGGCAGACAAUUUGAUAUUGGCAUCACUGUUUGGAAGGAUCCUAAGCAUGGACACUGGUGGCUGGAAUUCGGGUCGGGUCUACUAGUUGGGUACUGGCCAUCAUUCUUGUUCAGCCACCUGAGAAACCAUGCAAGCAUGGUACAGUUUGGAGGAGAAAUAGUGAACAUAAGAUCACUGGGAUCUCACACAUCAACUCAAAUGGGUAGUGGCUACUUUGCCGAUCAAGGCUUUGGCAAAGCUUCCUACUUCAGAAAUUUGCAAGUGGUUGAUUGGGACAAUAACCUCGUUCCCCUAUCAAAUCUUCAUCUUCUGGCUGAUCAUCCCAGCUGUUAUAACAUUAGAGCAGGCAGAAACAAUGUUUGGGGAGACUACUUCUAUUAUGGAGGUCCUGGAAGAAAUGCUAGAUGUCCUUAAACAAAUUGGUACAGGGUAUAGAAUGAUCCUUUUUCCUAUUUUUUUUUUUCUUUUUUCCCUUCAGGUUUUCAUCCUGGGUGAUUCUUUUUCUUUAAGAUUUCUUGCUUGAAAAUAUCUCCUUUUCCUCUUUA